AUGAUAUACGAAUUUACAUUUAAGAAUGAUCUUCGUGUUGGUGACAAAUAUCGCAUUGUCCGAAAGAUCGGCUCGGGUUCGUUUGGUGAAAUAUACCUAGGCCGAAAUAUCAUAUCAGGAGAAGAAAUUGCAGUCAAACUUGAACCUGUUAAUGCCAAAUAUCCACAGCUUCAGUACGAAGCUCGUAUCUACAAGUAUUUGGCUGGUGGUCUCGGCAUCCCACGCGUCCGCUGGUUCGGUGUUGAGGGCGGAUACAAUGCUAUGGUGCUGGAUCUUGUCGGCCCCAGCUUGGAGGAUCUCUUCAACUACUGCAACCGAAAGUUUUCAUUGAAGACUAUCCUUCUUCUCGCCGAUCAGCUCAUCUCUCGAAUCGAGCACAUCCAUGCCAGGUCUUUCCUCCACCGCGACAUCAAGCCCGAUAACUUUCUCAUGGGCAUCGGCAAGUGUGGCGACCAAGUCCACAUUAUUGAUUUUGGACUUUCCAAGAGGUACCGGGACCCCCAGAGUGGUUUCCAUAUCCCUUACCGAGAAAACAAGGACUUGACUGGUACCGCGCGGUAUGCUUCUAUCAACUCUCACUUGGGUAUCGAGCAAUCUCGUCGUGACGAUUUAGAAGCUCUCGGUUAUGUCCUACUCUACUUCUACCGCGGUUAUCUUCCCUGGCAAGGUCUACAUGCUAAUACCAAGAAGCAAAAAUAUGACCGUAUCAUGGAGAAGAAGAUGGCCACCCCAACUGAGGUUCUAUGCCGCGAACUUCCCAAUGAGUUUACAACGUACCUGAAAUACACCCGCUCUUUGUGUUUCGACGAGAAACCCGACUAUUGCUACCUUCGUAGGAUAUUUCGCGAUGUCUUUGUUCGCGAAGGAUUUCAGUACGAUUCCGUGUUCGAUUGGACAAUUUACAACUAUGAGAAGAUGGUCCAGGCGUAA
This is a messenger RNA of Pochonia chlamydosporia 170, 930 nucleotides long. Its product is annotated as casein kinase I isoform epsilon. The transcript has 2 exons. Gene Ontology annotation, molecular function: ATP binding; protein serine/threonine kinase activity. Bases 1 to 930 code for a protein of 309 amino acids. The record is from RefSeq and is a predicted model, not a curated record. Gene Ontology annotation, cellular component: nucleus; cytoplasm. Lineage: Eukaryota; Fungi; Ascomycota; Sordariomycetes; Hypocreales; Clavicipitaceae. Gene Ontology annotation, biological process: signal transduction; endocytosis; peptidyl-serine phosphorylation.